Styela clava is the source of this 2023-nucleotide messenger RNA. RefSeq names its product protein-tyrosine sulfotransferase 2-like. Gene Ontology annotation, cellular component: Golgi apparatus. Lineage: Eukaryota; Metazoa; Chordata; Ascidiacea; Stolidobranchia; Styelidae. Gene Ontology annotation, molecular function: protein-tyrosine sulfotransferase activity. Gene Ontology annotation, biological process: peptidyl-tyrosine sulfation. The record is from RefSeq and is a predicted model, not a curated record.
UGAUAAUAUAAUUUCUGCAUUUAGAUAAAAAAUCAAAUAGAAGUAGAUAAAAAUAGUAUAUAAUAAAGAUUAAUAUCAAUGGGUCUGCGGACAACAGGUUUUUCGGGAGUGAGGAAAAUAUGGUUCCUAGCCUUAUGGAUUUUCACAAUUUAUCUGACAUAUUUGUAUACAUCUGGACAUCCGAAAGAUACUGAUUCAUCCUCAUCAUUUAUCAAUAGAGAUAUUAUGAUGGUUAAAAAUGCUCAAGAAUAUCAUUAUAAUCCAGAUCAAAAGACUUCUCAUGCCAACAGUCGAGAACUCCCUGUUAUUUUCAUUGGAGGAAUGCCUCGCAGUGGAACAACUUUAAUGCGAACGAUGCUUGACGCUCAUGACGAUAUUAGAUGUGGACAAGAAACCAGGGUUAUACCAAGACUUUUGUUUAUGAGGAAUAACUGGAUAAGGUCUUCCAAAGAGAAAAAAAGGCUGGAAGAGGCAGGUGUAUUGCCUGGUGUAUUAGAUGAGGCGGUCAGUCAAUUUAUUCUGGAAAUAAUAUUAAAUCAUGGAGAGCCUGCCAAACAUUAUUGUAACAAGGAUCCUUUUACCUUGAAAGCCACAACAUAUCUGCAUGAACUCUUUCCAAAUGCCAAAUUUCUAUUAAUGUUACGAGAUGGACGAGCUACUGCGCAUUCAAUUAUUAGUAGAAAAGUAACGAUAGCUGGUUUCGACAUUACAAGUUACAGGGAUGUAUUGACAAAAUGGAACAAAGCAAUGGAACUUAUAAAUGGGCAAUGUCAGCAAGUCGGAACUAAGUAUUGUCUUCCCGUUCAUUAUGAAAAGUUAGUUCUUCAGCCUCUUUCAGAAACAAAGCGCAUUUUCAAGUUUUUGAAUAUUCCAUGGUCAGAAAAUGUAAUGCAUCACGAGAAACAUAUGAGUGACAUACAACUUUCAAAAUUGGAAAAGUCAACGGACCAAGUUCAACGUCCUUUAUAUUUGGAUGCAUUGACUAGUUGGUUCGGACACAUUCCAGAAGAUGUUGAGAGAGAUAUGGCCAAGAUUGCACCAAUGUUAUCGAAACUGGGUUACGAUCCAUAUAAUCCUCGACCUAAUUUCGGAGAACCAGACGAAUUCAUCAAAAAAUUGGUGGCUGGUAACAGUAGUUCCGUAAAUUGAUGCCAGUGAAUUAACACGAAUGAUGGAACAACCAAGAUAUAAGGACUGCGGAAGACACAGCAAUGUAGUCCAGUGUGGACAUUGAAUAGAAUAGAGACAGGCUGCAUGCAGAAUAUAUGCCUAAGAGAGUUGCUCCUGGCUGAGUUUAUUUUCACAUCAUAGAUGUUUUAUCACAGAUUACACAAGGUCCGUACUUAACAUAGAAUGGGUUGGGCCCAGAUUAAUUUCAACUUCAGAUAUUUAGAGUUCUAAGCACCGCGAGAAUUCAAUUUUUUUAUAGUAAUUUGUAUUUAUACAAACAUAUAUAUAUAGUUAAAAUGCAGAGAUUUGUUUACGGGUUUCCUAGAGCAGUAUUUCUCUACCUUUUUCCUGUCAUGGCUAUCAUUCGUUGCACAAAAAUUUUGUGGUCCAUAAACUUUUUUAAACAAGGUAACUCUACAAGAAAAAAAUAUCUUCUGCGAAAAUGGACAUAUCCACUUUAAUAAUUAAAAUUACCACUCACGUAAAAGAAAAAAACAGCAUCAUUAUUUAAUGCUACUACAGGUAAAUUUGAAUAAUUUAUCAAUAAUUCUAGCAUUUUUUAAUGGCUUGUGGGCUGUGACCCACUUGAAAAUAAUUCUCUGGUCCAGCAGUGGAUUAUGGCCCAUUGGUUGAGAUCCGGCUGCAUAGUGCGUGUGAACCUAAAAAUGGAAAAUAAAAUUCCUCAUAGAGUAUAUAAGAUUUAAAUUUAAAACAUAGAUUGUAUAAAACAUAGAAGGCCAGAUACAGAGCUGACAUGAUUAGAAGAAUCAUUUUGUUGUUUAGUCCCUGAAUUAUUAUUUAUAUUUGCAUUGCUUUUCAUCAUUGCUAUUCAUAAUUAUAAAGUUUUGUAGUU